This is a messenger RNA of Paramecium octaurelia, 9378 nucleotides long. The record is from the annotation of a GenBank genome assembly. Lineage: Eukaryota; Ciliophora; Oligohymenophorea; Peniculida; Parameciidae.
AUGAUAAAAUUUAAGUUUUCAUAGUUGUUUCUCUAUUACUCACUCAUGUAAGUUUUUUUUUAUAGUUUUAGAUUAUAGUAAACUUUUGAAUUCUCAUGCUAAUUCGAUAAUUUUGAAAACAGCCUUUUAGAUUUACAUGAUCCAUUUUAAAAUGUUUCUUUUGAUGUUUAAUAUGAAUCUGACUAUUGGUAUUCCUCUGGUUUUUGGUCCAAAUAUAUUGAAUAUUAAAUGAUGCAUCAGAGCCAUGUUAUUGGUUCAAAAGAUUUAGACUUGGAAAAAGGGAGAUUAUUAUUUCUCUAAAAAUAAAUGAGCAACAAAGGAAAAAAAGAGUACAAUAUAACUGUCUAUUAAAAAUUUGCUUUUAGUGCAUAUUAUUGGAGUUAUAAUCCUUAUCAUGUUUUAGAGGUAUCCUAUAUUGAAAAUUCAAAAACAGAAUUUUAAUCGAUGAUUUUGCAACUUGAAAAUCAACAUUUAGAUGGAAUCUGGCAUUUGACUCUUAUAGAGUAUAAUCCAGACAAGAAGAUUUUGCUAUUUAAAAGUGCAGGAAAAUUUGGUUAAAUUGACAGCAUUUCCUUAAAAAGUGGCUUAAUAAAUUACAUAAUUGGCGGAUACGGAAAGGAUGUAAUUAAAACAUUUAACAUAGAGUUUUACAAAACAAUCAUAUGCACCAUUUUAUGGACUAUUAUCAAAGUUAAUAAUCUAAAAUUAGCACAAAGAACCGAAUUUAUAUGAUUAUAUAGUUAAUUCUUGUAUAAUUCCAAAAUAGGUUGUAACAAUAGAGCAAAUAAGUUUACUUGAUGGUAUUCAGAAUUUUGACGGAACUUAUUACCUCCAUAAAGAAGCUUAGCUUAUGGAUUAGCAUUAUGUUAUUAGAGGAUGGAUUAAAAUAGAUGUAAGCAUGAUUUUUAUUUCUGCCUAAAUGUAGAUAUUAAGAAUGACAAUUAAUAAGUAAUAUUAAGUUGGAAAUGGAAAUAACGGAGAUAAAACAGUAUUUUUAAGAUACAAUAUUAAUUUGAAUAAUAAGGAUUUAAAUUCAAUUCUAAUAUAGACUUAUCACUAUUACUAUCCAUAUAAAUCUGAAUAUGAAAGUUCAUUUUUAGACUCUGACAAAUACAUGUUAAAAUCUAAUACCUUACUAACAAAUAUUCAACAAUGGCAUUAUUUUACUUUCGAAUAAGGUAGAAGUCUUAAUAGCGAAAGAACAUAGUAUAAGCUGUGGUUUGAUUUAUAAAGUGAACCAAUAACUCAUAAUUUUUAAUUCAACGAAGCUAGAAACUAGUUUUCAAACACAUAAAUGUAUUUUUAUAUUGGAGGAGAUAAAUUUACCCCAUCCCCAUAUUUCUAAGGAUAAUUAGCUAAGUUAGAGUUUUUGACUGGCUUCUAAGAAGACUUUAACCUACAGAAUUUCAAAUGUAUUUGAAAAAUUUAAUCAGAUAGACUGCCAUUAUUCUUGUUAAUUAUGCGAUGGGCCUGAAUCCAAUUAAUGCACUAGUUGUUCUGCAUUUUCAAAACGAUAAUUAUUAAGCGAAACUUAAGAGUGCAAAUGUCAAAAUAAUGAGCUUGAUAUUAAUAACAGUGAAAUAUGUUCAGAUUAAUUAUAGGCAUUCCCCAAAAUUACAAUUUUAUCAAUAAACAAUAAUAAUUAUAAUGACUAUUGUAAUUUUGGAUAUUUCUUAAUAAAGGAUAACAAUAAAACGAUAUGUAAAUAAUGGUAAUAAAUAUAUUAAUUAUUUAAGUCCUUUUUAUAACUUGAUUCAAUAUUACUGUCUUGAUUGUUAUAUAAAGCCAAUGACAUGGUAUAUUUAACCAGUAUGCACAAUGGAUAUGAUUCGAAAUGAAAAAAUACCUUAUUCAGCUUAUUUAUAGAGUGAUAGAGAACUAUUUGAUUAUGAUGUCUUUAUUAUAAAUGAAAUUUAUGAACUAGAACUUCAAAUAGGGGUUUAGCACUUUUUAAGCAAUUAAGAAAAUAAUAAUAACAUCUAUAUCAGCGCUAUUCAUUUAGGAAAUUAUGUGCACUUAUAAUGUAAGUCUAAUUUUAUUUUGGUUGACAAUAAAUGCAAAAAAUGCCCUGAUAAUUGCUUAAAAUGUGAUAAUAACUCAGUUUGUCUUAUAUGUCAGUCAGAAUAUUAUUUAUCAAAUAAUUAAUGUGUAAUAUGCCCUUCAAUUUGUGAUGAAUGCUAUCAAGAUGAAUCUAGCUUAGAUAUAAUUUGUAAGUAAUGUAGGAGGUACUAAUAAUUAAUAAUUCAAUAGCCCAUUUAAUUAUGUUGAUAAAACGUGUCGAUAAUGCGGAUAAUUUUGUUAAGAAUGUAUUGAAGAUUACAAUUCUGACACUGAAAAAUAUUUUCUUAGAUGUUUGAAAUGUUUAGAUGAUAGUAAAUACUUUAUUUCAAAUGAUGCUUAGAAUUGUGAGAUUAAUGAAAUCAAUAAUUGCCAAUAUGCUGUCAAAUUGAGGAUAAAAGAAAAUGAUAAAACAACAUUCACUACUCUAGAUUACUAUUUUAAACCGUCCUAUGAUUCUAUCGACAUUAAAUGCGCAAGAUGCAAAGAAAAAUAUUCGUAUGACUAUGAUAGUAAUAAAUGUGAAAUCGAUUAUAAUUAUGGAGAAAAAUGCAUAUACAGAAUUUCUUGGUUUUACACCUAUUGCAUUGUAGGUUCGGAAGCUAAAUUUGAAUUAACAAAUGGGUGUUAAAGUGAAAUUUCAUUUUGUACUAACUGCUUAUAUAAUGAAUUUAAAGAAAAAAAAGAAUGCUAUUAAUGUGAGCAAGGGUAUUACGCAAGUAGAAUAUUUGGGAAUUGUUAAAUUUGUCCACUAGAUUUCAAUUGCAAAACUUGUUAUCAAUAAGAUAAGAUAUCUCAAGAUAACUGGAAAUAAUAAGUAAGAUCAUUUUAUUAUGCUGCUAUCUAAUACUAUGAUAUGAGUCACGAUUUUACUGAAUUUAGUUAAAGCUCAGAAAUAGAGGAUUUUGAAAUAGUUUGUCUUGAAUGUGUUCAAGGAUUUGAGUUAUUUGAUAAAUAAUGUAUACCUUAAUGUCCAACUCUCUGUUAGGAAUGUGUAAAAUAAAAUGGUCAAAAUAUUUGUGUUAAAUGUCCUUUGGAAGUUAAUUAAAGAAUCAUCAGCUUAUAUAAUAACUAAUGUAUUUAAUGUCCUCCUAAUUGUAUUUUAUGUAGAAGAAGAGAUUAAGCAGAAGUUCUCUUAAUUAAUCCUAUAUUUUAGAAUGCUAAUUAUUGGGAUUACAGUAAUUAAUGUUUGGGAUUUGAUUCAGGUUCCAAUCUUUAUUAUAAUUCAUUUUUUGGAUUGGUUUUUUAGUAUAUAGAUACUAACCCCAAAUAGGAAAGUUAGAUUAUUCUUGAACUAAAUUUGAUAUGUUCUGAUAUUAUUUUUUAGAAUCUUACUUUUGGCUUAGAUGAUUCAUAAAUAAAUUUAUUCAAUCAAACACAUUUGUUUAUUGAUGAUCUUUAAUAUUUUACUCAUUUUAAUAAAGAAUCAUUUUACAAGUUGGCUAAUGAUUAGUAAAUCACAUCACUAGAAAUAAAAAUCAUUAGUGAUAUUGAAUAAGAAUGUUUAUUUGUUGGAGACUUCUUGAUUCCUUAGAUAUUUAGCAGAAGUAUUUUCCCACUAAUGUAAAACAUUUAUAAUAUAUUUUAGAUAAGUUAAUUUAUCCAUAAUAAGUACCUAAACAACUAAAUUCAUUGUUAGCAAAUCAUUAUAGUUUCAGGAUUUUUCCAAUAUUUUAAUAAGUGAUGUUGAAUUUUAUUUUAGAAGUAAAGAUUCUUUUAAUCUCUUAAUAUUUUCAUCAUUAUUAUACUAGUUUUAAGUAUAAUUUAACAACUUAAGAUUUUAAUAAUCUAAUAAUAAUGCUGUGUAAUUAAUAUUUUUAAAAGUUUCCUCAAUCAUUUUCCAAAAUUUAACAUUUAGUUAGUUCAUUUUGAAAUAAUAAAAUUAUACUACACCUCUGUUUUUAAUCAAUUUUGCUAAGAAUGUCAAAGCUAAGUUUAAAAUUUACUAUUUAUAGAUAUUAGAUUCACAAAUACAGGAUACUGAUGUAUUCUCUUUGAAUAAUGACAGUUUAAAGUCUGAAUUUUUACAUAUACUUCUAACAGGUGUAUUCUCAAAUUGUACAUUUAUUAAAACUGCAACUUCUACUUUAUCGACAAUAAAAAUAAGCAACUUUUCUUUAAGAGGAGAACUUUACAAUUGUAAUGGAUUCUUGUAGCUAUCAGAUUUUUCAGCCAUAAUCUUUUAAUAAUUAUCAAUUAUUCAUUCAAUAAUUUAAUCAUCUAAUGUAACAAAAGUAAAUAGUAAUUUAACAAUUUACCAAUUCAAUUGUUCAAAUAAUAUCAUUUUUAAUUAAAGUAAGCUUUUUAUUAAUCAAGAAAAUACGAAUAAAAACUAAUUUUCAUUAUCUCUAGACUUCAUUGUAUUUGAAUAUAACCAAUAUGAUUAAUUAUCUAAUUUUCUUAAUAUAAGAGAUUUUGGUUAUGUUCACUCUUAUAUAACAAUAAAUAACAUUUAAAUAAUUGAAAAUAAAAUAUAUUUUGCCGAAGUUCUAAAUGUUACUAUUAAAUAUGAAAUUGCACUGAUUAAUCUUGAAGCAUAAGUUAUUAGUUUAUCUUAAAUAUUCCUAUUAAGAGGAUUUGGUAUAAGUGAAUUGAGAAUAAUUAAUUCUUAGAAUCUAUUAAUAAGAAAUAUUGAAGUCCUUUUAAGCGAAAAGUAUAGUAUCAAAGGAAUCCAUAAAUAUUUGGAUUGUUGGAUUAAUGAUGUGAAGUAGGACUUCUAUACAAUAUUCUUAAUUAUCUAUAAUGCUAUCUAAACACAAAUAAAAUCUAUGAUAAUGAGAUAUUUAGUGGUAAUGAAUGAGCCCUUGAUUUAUUAUGAAUCUAUUUCUACUUCAAUAUUUGAAAGAGACGAAACUAUUAAUAUUUACUAUUCAAAAAUUCAUGAUAAUUUAUUAAUAUCAAUUGGGAAAUAUGAAAACUGCCCAAUUUUUGAAAUACACUCUUAGCAAAAUGUAAGUAUUUAAAUUGAAGAGAUCGAAUUCCUCAGAAACAUUUUAACAGCUUAUUAAUAGGAGGAUAGUUAUAUAUCUUCCAGUCUCUUAUAUUUUGACUGUUAAAUAAGUAAAGUUAUUUUGCAUAAGGUUAUCUUUGAGUCCAAUACAAUUAUUAAUAGUGUAAACUCAUUGGUAUUAAUUAAAGCAUAAAGCGUAAAUUUUGAUGAUAUUGUUUUUAAUAAUAGUUGUUAAUUUGAUUACAAUCUUAUUAAACCAUAUCUAUAAUGGGGUUAUGAUCUCGAGAGCAAAAUCUAUUUAGAGGAUAUUCGAUUAAGUUUUUAACAAAAGUGUUUAGUUGGGAAUACAAUACUUUAAGCAUCAAAAAUUCUCAUUAACAAUUUAACUUCAAAUAAUUCGUUUGGCCAAUUAAGUGGUAGUUUGUAACUCAAAGUACAAUUAUCUGGGUCAGUAUUGAUUGAACAAUCAAAAUUUGAAAGCAUAUUUAUGGCUUCUUCAAAAUAAUAUGAUUCUGUCUAAUUAGGAGGUACUAUAUAUAUUGAAUCACAAUCCUCAAUAACUGUAAACAUUGUAAACUCUGUUUUUUCUGCAGUUAAUUCCUAUGUUUCUGCAGGAAUACUCUAUCUCAACGAUAAUUAAAAUUAAAUUACAUUACUAUUAGAAAAUUUGACAGUGAACAAUUGUUAUAGCUUAAAAGGGGCUAUCUUGUAUAGAUAAAUUUCAAGUUAUAAUCUAACUAAUUAGAAUUUUAUACUUUAAGAUAUUAAUAUUUAAGAUACAUAUUAAGGUUUCUUGAAUUAUUAAAAUUCUGCUAAUUAUUAUUAUUAUGCAGUUAAACAAUUAAAAAACUAUUUGUUAUCAGAUAGAACUAAAAUUUAUUUGAUUUCUGGGAAUAUUUAAAUGGACAAUGUUAAUAUUUAACAAAUUUAUUAUGAAUCUUUGAUCAUAGGUAUAAACUUAUUAAAAUUCUUCUUUUCAAGUUCUAUAAUUUAAGGAGGGAUAUUGCCGAUUUAUGGCCUUAUUAAUUUAUAUAAUCAAGGGUAUGGAAAUGAAUGUGUAAUCAGAUAAGUUCUAAUAUCAAAUCUAACAUCAAAUUUAGAUUCAAUUAAAUUUGAUGAUCCAAUUCAAAUCAACUCAACUAAAUUUAUUGAAUAACAAUAAAUUUGCUUAACUAAGUUCAACAAUGAUUAUGCUCCGGUUAAUUUGAAGGCAUUUCAUAGUCCAGAUUAUUAUUAUAAUAACACUCUAAUUUUAUUCAAUGAAUGGAAUUUAUAUUAUUAGAAAUAAUCGAUCAUGCCAAUAAUAAUAUUGACCAAUAUUACUAAUUUAGUUUAAUAUAAAUUCAUCUAAUUAUAAUUUUAAGAUAUCAUUUGUUAAGCAUGCUCCCUUAGUUUACUAUAUUUACAUUAAAAUGAGGAACGCAUUAAGACAAAUAAAAUUGGUUUGUUGUAAUUUAAAAGCAAUAUUUGUGGAUAACUUAGUUGUUUGAUUAUUGCUGAUAGUAUAAUAUCAAGAUCAGAUGUUAAUAUUAAAAAAAGACUAUUAUAUAAUGAAUAUGAAACUGAGAAGCAUAUUUAAUAAGUGAAAUAUGAUGUUGAGUUGAUCGAAUUUAAAUGUUAGAAUAAUUCAGCUGUUUAUGGUACUUGCCUGUUUAUCAAAGAUUAAAAUAUUUAAAUAAAGAAUAGUUUAUUUUUGAAUAACUAUGCAAAGAUGGCUGGAGGUGCAAUAUAUUUCGAAGGAAGAAAUAAACUAUUUACUUUAUUAUCGAGUAAGAUUUCUGAAAAUCAAGCUUAAUAUGGUGGAGGAAUAUUUACCUAAAACUAAAGUAUAUCUAAUUUUUCUAAAAUGGGUUCCGUUGUUAGAAACAAUAAAGGCACAAAGUAUGGAAAUGACCAAUCAACAAAUCCUACCCAUAUCUCAAUUACUCUUAAUAAUUAUGAAUCUAUUUUCUUUACCAAUGUAAAAAUGAAUAAUUAAAAUACUUUAAUUGAAGAGGUAAUGGUUUCGAAUGAGUAUCUUGAUAAGAAUAAUUUUCUUAAUGUGAUUUAUCUACCAAACGGACAAAAAAUAAGCGAAUAUAAAUAAUUUGAUAUCACCAAUAGAAGAUAUUACUCUAAAAAUCUUACUUUUAGAAUAGUGUUAUUGAACGAAUUUAGAGAAAUUUACAAUAAUUUAUCUAAUUCAAAAUGCUAUUUAAAGAGUAGAAGAUAUAAUUUAGGGUUAUCUGAAGAUCAAUAAGAAUAAUUGUCUGAAAACUUUACAAACAAAAAUGAAAUUCUUUAUAAUUCAGAAUCAAAAGAUUACAAUUUAGAUGAUUUAAUUCUAUUAUUUAAUACUUUUUAACAAGAUGAUUUAAUUUUAUAAUUAGAAAUUAAAUGUGAUAGGAUUCUCAUACCUUAUUACAAUUCUCAAUUCCCAUAUGAAAUUUUAUAUUAUCAUAACAAUUAUAGUCUCUAACUUAAUAUUAAAACUUAUCCAUGUUAAUAUGGAGAAAUAAUUAAUAAAACCUAUGGAAUAUGUGAAGUUUGUGAUUAUUAAAAUCACUUUUAUUAAUUGAAACUCAAUUAAGAAAAAUGUAAUUUAUAAGAUGAAAUAUCUAUUAAAGAGGUCACAUCAACCUUGCUAAAUUUAUAUUCAGUAAUAUUCAUAUUCAUAUCUAGGGUUUUUGGAGAGCCUAUUUUGAUACAAAUUAAGUUGAAUAUUGUUAUAAUCUUCCAGAAAGUUGUCUAGGAGGUUGGAAGGAAGGUGAUGAUUCUUGCAUAACUGGACAUAUAGGUGCAUUGUGUGAAUAAUGUGACAUUUCAGAUGUAAGAGGAGAUGGAAUGUACUCAAUUAGUGCACCUUAUUAAUGUGGAAAAUGCACGGAUUAAUAUAUCAAUUUAUUUUCAAUAUUAGGGAUUAGUGUUUGGUAUUCAUAAAGAAAUAUUUUAGGACUCUAUUAACUAUACUUAUGUCUACGAAGAAUACAGUUACAAUUGUAAUUAAUAAGUUAUUAGUAGUUAAAUUAAAAAAGGCAGGAUUAAUCAUAGUGUCCCAACCUUUAAAUGAAGAAUUACUGGGUAAGAUCCUUACUAAUUACCUAUAAAUUAUUAUGACAUUGACUACUCUUAGGCUAUCUUUUCCUGAUGAACUUAACUAUGGAAUCAAUUCAACAGGAAACCCUAUAAAAACUGUGGCCUAUUCAUUGGAUUGCUUUUUAAUUUAUCUGAAUUAAGUUAUCGAACUUCAUUAUUUACGAAUGUUAUGGUAAUUUCUAAUGCCAAUCAUAUAUGUGCUAUUGUUUCUUGGUGGUUAUGGACUUUGUAUUCUCCUAAAAAGAUGUAAAUAUCAUUCUACUGUACUAUCUACAACACUUAUCAAUAUGUAUAUUAUUUUGCAGCCAAGCUUAAUUGAAGGAUUUAUAAAAUUAAUGUCAUUUAGAACAAUUUCAGGGUUUAAAUGGAUAUCAAUAAAUGUUGCAUAUAGGUUUGAUACCGAAAAUCAUUUUUAUUGGGUUUUAUGCUUUUGUUUUCCAUUUUUUAUUAUAAUUGCUUUCAUCAUCCCAUUGAUACUUUUUACAUUUUUAUUCUAAAAUAGAAAAGAUUUGGAUAACAAUGAGACUCGAAUGAAUUGGGGAUUUCUAUAUAAUGAAUAUAAGAAGUCGGGAUACUUUUGGGAAAUAGUAAAAUUAAUUGAAAAGGAGUUAAUUAUUAUAGUUUUAGCAAUUUAUGAGACAAGAAUUAUCAUUAAAGCAAUUUUGAUAUAUAUCAUCAUAUUUAUCUAUUAAUAACUGACGAUUAAAUACUAGCCUUAUGAAUCUAAGGUAUUAAAUCAAUUGGAUCUUACAAUGACAUAAGUAUGUGGUUUUUCUGUUGUGCUUGGGAUUGGAAUAUAUGCUUCUUAACAAAAUUAGGAAAUUAUCUAUCCUUUAUACAUCAUAUUGAUUUGCAUUAAUCUAUAUUUUAUGUUUCUUAUGAUCAAGAUACUGUUAAAAGCAUACUUAAUACAAUUGAGUAAAGAAAUAUCAAUGAUUUGUCAAAAACUUAAAAAGUACAUCAAAUUCUAAUGUUUUUAACAUUGGAGAUUUUUUGAGAACAAGGAAGAGAAUAAGAAAAGAAUAUCAAUUAGAUUUAAUAAAAUAAAGAAGCAAAUUUUAACAGUUUCAAGAAUUAUUUAAUAAGGAAGGAAGGAAACAGAACUAUCAAUAAUUGAAGAUAAAAACCGUUUCAAAAAGGCAGAAGAAAAAAUAUAAAAGGGAAUUAAUAGUAUGAUACAAAAAUAGUAGAUAUCCUCGAUAUCACGAGAUUUUGAAAUUACUUUAGCAUCUUGUAAAAGCGGAAAAGCUGAUUAGAAAUUAUUUUGUAAAGUCUUUCCAGAAAGUCAAUAAUGA